Molecule: messenger RNA, 2743 nt
Organism: Olea europaea var. sylvestris
Lineage: Eukaryota; Viridiplantae; Streptophyta; Magnoliopsida; Lamiales; Oleaceae
Product: kinesin-like protein KIN-14S
Exons: 11
Coding region: 218-2176 (652 amino acids)
Biological process (GO): microtubule-based movement
Molecular function (GO): microtubule motor activity; ATP binding; microtubule binding
Source: RefSeq, a predicted model, not a curated record
AAGCGAUUCAUUCAUCAACUGUACAUUCUCUCCCUCUCUCUCUCUCUCUCUCAACUUUCGAUUUGAGCUCUGAACUUGUUCGUUGUUCUUCGUUAAAUUUUGUCAAGUUUCGCUAGUAAACAAACCUGUUUGAAUCACGAUCAUGGACGGUACUCUCUCUCUCUCAGUAGUUACACACAUCUAUGCAAAGUGACAAUUUGAAGGAUGUAGUGAUCUAAUGGAUGACACAGUAGAUACGUGUUAUGCCCAGACCCUUCCGAUAUUUCAGAAAAUUGAAUAUCUGAGCAACAAAGUACAGAACAUCAGGAAGGAUCAUACACUUCUUAGCAAUGAAGUGAAGGGCCUCGGUGUUGAUUGUUUACUAGGUUCGGAAGCUUUUACCGCACUUCAGAAACUUAGCAAAGAACAUGAACUACUGAAAAAUACGUACCAUGAAGAGUGUGAAGUGCUGAAAAAGAAGUAUCUCGAAGAAUGCUCAGAAAGAAAGCGGUUCUACAAUGAAGUGAUUGAGCUCAAAGGAAAUAUUAGGGUCUUUUGUAGGUGUAAGCCACUAAAACAAGAUGAGAUUGCAAAUGGGUCCACAUCAGUUGUUGACUUUGACUCAUCCAGGGAAAAUGAACUACAAAUAGUUUGUCUUGAUUCUUCCAAAAAGCAAUUCAAGUUUGAUCACGUAUUUAGACCCGAGGACGACCAAGAAGCUGUUUUUGUUCAAACUAUGCCCAUAGUGACCUCUGUCCUGGAUGGUUACAACGUGUGCAUAUUAGCCUAUGGGCAAACUGGUACUGGCAAGACAUAUACCAUGGAAGGAACACCAGAAAAUAGAGGGGUAAACUACAGGACUUUGGAGGAACUUUUCAGAGCUUCUAAUGAAAGGAGAAGUAUUAUGACGUUUGAGAUAUCUGUCAGCAUGUUAGAGGUGUACAAUGAAAAGAUAAAGGAUCUCCUAGUUGAGAACUCCAAUCAACCUGCUGCGAAGUUGGAGAUAAAGCAAUCAUUUGAGGGUACUCAGGAAGUCCCUGGACUCGUUGAAGCUCGUGUAUAUAGUACAGAUGAAGUUUGGGAACUUCUCAAAUCAGGGAGCCAAGUAAGAUCUGUUGGAUUCACCAAUGCGAAUGAAUUCAGCAGUCGAUCUCACUGCUUACUGAGAGUGACUGUUGUGGCAGAGAAUUUAGUAACUGGGCAGAGGACUAAGAGCCAUUUAUGGCUGGUUGACUUGGCAGGAAGUGAGCGUGUAGGAAGGAUUGAAGUUGAAGGGGAAAGGUUAAAGGAAUCUCAGUUUAUCAAUAAAUCAUUGUCGGCAUUAGGGGAUGUUAUCUCGGCUCUUGCAUCCAAAGCCUCUCACAUUCCAUUCAGGAACUCAAAACUCACCCAUAUCCUGCAGAGUUCUCUAGGAAGAGAUUGCAAGACACUGAUGUUUGUCCAGAUCAGCCCAAAUUUGGCUGACUUAGGAGAAACCCUUUGCUCAUUGAAUUUUGCAAGUCGCGUACGACGAGUUGAGCAUGGACCUGCUCGCAAACAGACAGAUCAUGCUGAGAUUCUCAAGUACAGGCAGUUGGCGGAAAAAGCAAAGCAUGAAGAGAAGGAAAUGAAGAAGUUGCAGGACAGCUUGAAGUCUGCGCAAUUAAGGCUUGCUGCCAGAGAGCUUACGUGCAGGAGUCUUCAAGAAAAGGUUCAUGAUCUUGAGAAUCAAUUAGCAGACGAAAGAAAAACAAGACUAAAACGAGAAUGUAGAGCUUUGGCCUAUGUUUCUACUCAGUCCUCAGCAUUACCAUUUCUAAGCCAAGAAGAAAAGAAAAAACCUCCUUUAGCUCCUGCAAAAUUGAGGUUGCCACUUCGAAGAAUUACAAAUUUUAUGCCCCUGCAGUCUCCUUUUCCCCCCAAAAAGAAGGGCCAGUCUAAUCUCAGAGUUGUGGAUAAGGACAAAGAAAAUGCAUCAAGAAUCCUUGGAAACAAGGCAAAAGCAAUUUUUGUACCAAGACCAGGUUCCAUUGCUUCAGCAACGAGUCAGGCUUUUCAGCAGAAAAGAAGGGCUUCCAUUGCAACCCUUCUCCUUGAGUCCAAUUCAAAGAUGACAACUCCACUACAAGGCUCUACAGCUCGAUUAAGCAACAACCAUGGUAUGGGACGGCAAACAUUUGUCUGGUUAUACGGUGAAAGCAACACCUAUCGUCCCUAGAAGUAGUAAAUUUAGGAGGAGUCCUCCUUCACAGGCUGGUUCAUGGAAGCCCAAGCAUCCAACUGUUGUAGCAUUCCAAAAGAAACAGUUGAGGUUAACAUCCAGUUGUACAGUGGAAGCAACUCCAGUUGGCCCCAGAAGAAAUAAAUUUAGGGGAAGUCCUCCUUCACAGGCAGGUUCGUGGAAGCCCAAGCAUCCAACAGUUGUUGCCCUUCAAAAGAAACAAUUGGUGUGGAGUCCACUCACGUUGAGAGGCAUCAAGGAAAAUAGUAGAAAGUCGUUAUUGUCCACUUGAAAUGACAGCCUUUAACUUAUGUACAUUCUCUUCUGUAAGCAUCAUAGCAUGCUUAUUUGCUUUCUUUGUGUCCUGCUGUUGUUGAUUCUCUUUCUACUGAAAAUUGCCAAAUGCCAACGCUUGUGGUUGUAGUCAUAUUGCAGUGCCAUACUUGGCUGGUAGGUAGUUGUGAAAAGCAGUUAUUUUACUUGGAAUUUUUUUAUGCAGUAAAUCUGUUUAUUUCUAUACUUUGUUGUGCAGAAAUUAUAAUACAAGUCAUUUUCAACCUUUAA